GGUAACACUGUGUUCCGUCCGUAUUCAUCUCAUCGUCGGCCGCUCUUGUGCUCUUUUUUGAUAUUGUACCAUCAUCUGUGUUUCAUGACUCUUUCCAUUCGCGUUUCUUAACCCAUCUUUGUGCUUGUUCCAUCGGAAGAUGUAGAAAAGCGGUCGAGAGCCUGGAUUACGCUACAUAUCGAAUGCUGUGAGACUGUGCUUGGGGAGCGUGGGACGAUUCUGGUGAUUUGAGGUUGGAGGAGAGAAGGACGACGACCAGCGGCGGAUUCAUCGGGAAACUCGAUUCUGAGUCCGAGACUCAUCGCCAUCGCGUGUGACAGAGGUUUAGUCCGUGUUUUAUCGCUACGGGCGCGCGAAUACCAUCUCUGCGACUCUGCACUCGCUGCAAGAGACGCUCACAUACGCGGAUAUGCUACGCUCCAUCAUCCGGCGCCUGGCGUCUGACCAGCCCGAGUCCGUCAACGACUACAUUGGCGUCGUGGUACCGCUUGAAGAAGCCCACUUGCAUAGCCACUCGGCCCGGACUGGCAAAUGCGAAUUCGAGGAACGGCCGAGUGAGGACGAAGACGAUGACGCAGAGGAUGACGGCAAGGACCAGAGUGAGAGCGCGGGGAUGCUGGAGAUGAGCGCCGCCGAGUACACCAUCGAGGGUCUCAGAAAAGAGGUCAGGAGAGGUGGGCAAGGGCGAUGGACUGAGUAUGAGUUAAAAUCGAAGCUCAUCAACAAGGCGAUUCAGGAUAUUGGCAUGGGGCGGUAUAACUGGCAGCUCUUUGUCCUUUGUGGAUUUGGCUGGUUUGCGGAUAAUUUGUGGAUGCACGGUGUUGCACUCACACUCCCUUCUCUGUCCGCGGAGUUUGGCAUCUCAGAACAGCGUGUACGUUACACGACGUCGUCCAUUUUCCUCGGACUCUGCUUCGGUUCCUUUAUCUGGGGCAUCGGCUCUGAUGUCUUGGGUCGUCGUAUCGCCUUCAACCUCACGCUUCUCAUCACCGGUGUCUUUGGCAUUUUGUUGGCUUUCGCACCGACAUGGGGCUGGGUGAACUUCCUCUUCGCGGCCCUCGGUUUUGGCGUGGGCGGAAAUCUGCCAGUGGAUGGCGCGCUGUUCCUCGAGUUCUUGCCGGACGCGUCGAGCAGCCUGCUGACAUUGCUGUCGGUGUGGUGGCCGGUCGGGCAGCUGUCUUCGUCGCUGGCGGCGUGGUAUUUCAUUGCCAACUGGCCUCCCGAACAGGGAUGGCGGAGAUUCGUUUUGACUAUUGGGCUGAUUACAUUCAUCAUGUUUGUUGUUCGGUUCUUCGUCUUCCGAUUAUUUGAAUCUCCGAAGUUCUUGCUCUCUAAGGGGCGUCAGUCCGAAGCUAUUGCCGUCGUGCAUGGCAUCGCCUCUCGUAACGGCGUAAAGACUUGGUUGACUGAGGAAGUCCUGGACGCAGUAGUCGAUGGCGUGGCAGACGAGGAUGAGGACCAUUCAAGAGGUGGCCGCUCGGGAGUGUUCCGCGGGUCCGGCGUCGCCGCAAACGCUCUCCGCGAGAGAAUGAAGGCGUUUUCCGCAGACCGACUUCGACCACUCUUCAAGACUCGAACCCUCGGUCUCGCCACUGUCGUAGUCUGGUUCGUUUGGGCGACUAUUGGCAUGGGCUAUCCCCUCUUCAACGCCUUCCUCCCGCAGUACCUCUCCCAUGGCGGUGCCGCCCCUCCGCCCGAGGACUCCCCAGAUGCAGGAGCGACACCAAUCACGCCAGACACAUAUCGAACCUACGCAAUCACCUCCGCCGUCGGCGUGCCAGGCAGCUUGUUGGCAGCCUACCUAGUCGACCAGAAGUCCCCCUGGCUCGGGCGCCGCGGCACGCUCGCCUGCUCGUCCUUUGUCUCAGCCGUCUUCCUCUUCAUGUUUGUCAAGUUCGGCACCUCGCCCGCCUCGCAGCUCUUCUUCUCCUGCGUCGAGGCCUUCUCCCAGAACAUCAUGUACGGCGUACUCUACGCCUUCACGCCGGAGAUCUUCCCCGCGCCGGUGCGUGGGGCCGGAACGGGCGUGGCGAGCUUCUUGAACAGGGCCAUGGGGCUUUUAGCGCCGUUGUUGGCGGCGAAUAUGCCCGGGGAUGGGGUCACGACGCCGAUUUAUCUGUCUGGGGCAUUGAUUUUGGCGGCGUUUGUCGGGAUGUGUCUGAUUCCUAUCGAGACGAGGGGUCGGCAGAGGCUGUGAUUGUUGGGCUGUGUAAUCCUAAGAUUCAAGAAGGUGUGGAAGUUUCCUGAUAUACAAAAAUCUCUUAGAAGCAAGCUUUGAAGACCUGCGGUUGAACAACGAGUGCCUAGGUCUUUCUUGUUCUACAUGAUCUACAUCAAUACCUUCGCAAAAGCAUCCCCUAGCCCGCGUUCCAUCAACCACCCUUCCACAGCCUUCAUGUCGCCCCUGUUCGCCCUCUGUCCUCUCCUCUCACCUACAGAGUCUGUAAUCUCUGACAUGUCCGCAAACACUCUCUUCGAAAUGUCCUUUUCGCGAUGCCUCUCGCUAACCUUUUUAUGAUGCGCAGGGAUAUCGCCCCAGCUCUCCGUCUUGAUGAACUUCAUGUAGUCGUCGAUGCUCUGCGACCCGCCCUCCAGGCACAACAAUCCCGGCUUCCCGGCGUAGAGGAAGCCCGUGAGGUGGUACGCGGGCGCGUUGAUGAUGAAGUCGUCGCGCUUGGAGCGGGUUGAGAUGGAGGGGAAGUAGAACCACACCCGCACCAUGGGACCUGCGUCGGCGGUGUCAGCAGCAUUGGAGACUGCUGAUUCAGCUUCUGCUGCUGUUUUUGCUUCUUCGAGGUAUGCGACUGCUGUUUCGUUUAUUGCGUCUAUAAUGCUGAAGAGGUCAUCGUCGCCGUCUGGGAUUUGGGCGUUGAGGUGGGCGGUCGCUGCGCGGUUGAGCCAUGAUGGUUGGAGGAUCCGGACUCUUAUCCGGGGCGCUUCUUCUGGUGGUUCGUCGGCUUCGUAUGAGAAGGGUACAUUGAUGUCUAGUUGCAGGGUUUUUGGCGAUGAGGGGUCUUGGUCCGGUUCCGGGACGGCGAGGGUGAGUAAUAUGGUCACUGUUGGUGCGCGGCUCAAUGACGGAUUUGUGGUUUCACUGCCUUCUUCAAGAUGCGAUUUGAGGAGCUGUAGAAAUUUUUCAGAUUCCUUGUCGAUUGAGACCUCAUCUUCUGUGGGGUACAUUGCUGUGAGGAGGUCGAUUUGGCCGAUUUGGUGUUCGAUCAGGUCGGGUGGUAAGAGGUGCCAUGAUGACGCGGCUGCCAUUGUGAAUUAAUAGCUGUUAACUAGCCGUUAAAUCUUGAACUUCGCGACUGCUAGUUCCAGUACCUUGGUCCUCGUGAC
Colletotrichum scovillei is the source of this 3339-nucleotide messenger RNA. RefSeq names its product major facilitator superfamily transporter. NCBI's taxonomy places the organism in Eukaryota, Fungi, Ascomycota, Sordariomycetes, Glomerellales, Glomerellaceae. The transcript is spliced from 4 exons. Gene Ontology annotation, biological process: transmembrane transport. Gene Ontology annotation, molecular function: transmembrane transporter activity. The record is from RefSeq and is a predicted model, not a curated record. Bases 410 to 2197 code for a protein of 595 amino acids.